CUGUAAACAAAAAAACGAACGAAAAGAAGCGUACGCAGUGUCUGGUUUCGUUGUGAAGCGGUAGAAAAAGUUGAAAUAUUUCCUGAAAUGGUCUCGCUUGGGCCCAAAAAGGAUGGUGGCCCCAACGCGGAGUUCUUCACCGCCCCGGAAUCGUUGCAAGGAUUCGAAACUGUGCGACAAUGGUUGCAGAAAAACUGCAAAAAGUAUUUGGCACCGGAUCCACCAACAAAAGAAUCAUUGGCCCAUUUGAUUGUACAAUUUGUACAGUACCAAGAAACAAAACUGGGCAAAAAUUCGCAAGAACCGCCCACAACCCGUCUGCCGAUGCGUUGUUUUAUGGACUUUAAACCUGGGGGUGCACUGUGUCACAUUCUAGCCACAAUGUAUCGGUAUAAAGCGGAACAGCGCUGGCGCAAAUUUGAUUUCACAGUGAACAAGAACCCAAUGCGAAAGGACCCCGUAAUACAGAUGCUGCUGGACAUGGAGACGGCCCUGAUCGAAGCUGAAUGCAUGAGGCUUCCGAUCGUGUACAUCCGUCCGGAGGUGGACAAGACAACCGCGAACCGUAUCACGGACAUCGUCACCAAUCAUCAGGGUGAGAUGACCCCGGACGAGGAGGAAGCAACCCACAUCGUAUAUCCACCGGUUGAUCCACUGCCGGAGGAUUACGCUCGUCCUACGUUCCGUCGCGAUAAGCACGUUAUGAUCCACUGGUAUUACUUCCCGGAAUCGUACGACACUUGGGUGCCGAAUACGUUUGAUUUACCGGAAAACAUUCCGGACUGUCCCCAAUCGCCCGGUGAUCGUUGGCGUGUGUCAGCCUCCUGGAUCACCGAUCUGGAAGAGUACAACGAAUGGAUGGCCGAGGAAGACUACGAGGUCGAUGAGGCUGGUCGCAAGAAGAUACACAAGCAUCGUUUAGGAGUGGAAGAUUUAAUGUCGGGUAGCGUUGAUGAUAAGAUCAAAAAGGCCAAGGUGGUUCAUCCGAAGCGUAAGCGGUCACCAUCUCCGCAAGCCAAAGGUGGCAAAAGGAAGAGCGGUCGUUCACCGGCAGUUUUUCCAAAAAAACCCCGAGCAGACGAUGAGGAAUCGGAAGAUAUGACUAAGGAUAUGGAUGAUCCACAACCGGAAACUAACCUUACUGAGGUAAAAGCAGGUUCAAGCAAUUCUGCAUCUGGACCGGCGACUCCACAGCCUAAGCGCGACCCGGAAAUGAUGCCCCUCAAGUAUGCAACGAUGACUGAUCUGGAUGAUGAUAUAGAUAGAGCGAAUGCCGAACGCGGAGGUGGAGACGACAGUCAAGCUGGUAAAACCAGUGAUAACAGUAACACUCAAGAGUUCCCUCACGGAAAAGACGAUAUGGAAGAUAAUGUAACAGAACAAACGCAUCAUAUAAUAGUUCCAUCGUACUCCGCAUGGUUCGAUUACAAUUCAAUACACGUGGUAGAGAAACGCGCCCUUCCCGAGUUUUUCAAUGGGAAAAAUAAAUCCAAAACACCGGAAAUCUUUCUCGCUUAUCGCAAUUUCAUGAUUGACACCUACCGUUUGAAUCCAACGGAAUACUUAACCAGUACCGCUUGCCGUCGUAAUUUGGCUGGUGAUGUCUGUGCUAUAAUGCGAGUGCAUGCUUUCCUCGAGCAGUGGGGUCUGAUCAACUAUCAGAUCGAUGCCGAAUCACGUCCCACUCCCAUGGGUCCUCCACCGACAUCACAUUUCCAUGUACUGAGCGAUACUCCAUCCGGUCUACAACCGUUGAAUCCUCCAAAAACAGCACAACCAUCGGCAGCAAAGAAUUUACUUGAUUUAGAUAAGAAGAUGGAUAAGAAAGAGGAUUCACCUGCCGGUGCUGGAGGUGGUCUAGUUCCAGGAUUAGGUGGACCAUUAUCGGGCUUGGGCAAUGAUCCCAUCAAAACCGAACCCGGAUUAGUUGGUUCCGAUCCGAGUGCUACAUUUGGUCUCCGAUUAGAUCAAUAUGCCAAAAAACCGUCGGCAAUGCGACACAAAACGGCGGCCAGUAUGUCCCGCGAUUGGACAGAUCAGGAAACCUUGUUACUUCUGGAGGGACUGGAAAUGUAUAAGGAUGAUUGGAAUAAGGUGUGUGAGCAUGUCGGUUCUCGUACGCAGGAUGAGUGCAUUCUGCAUUUUCUUCGGCUGCCAAUCGAGGAUCCCUAUCUUGAAGAUGAUAACACCUAUUUGGGUCCACUCUCCUAUCAGCCAAUUCCAUUCAGCAAAGCUGGCAAUCCGAUUAUGUCGACUGUAGCAUUCCUGGCUUCGGCUGUUGAUCCCAGAAUCGCAGCAAGUGCUGCAAAGGCUGCCAUGGAGGAGUUCGCUGCUAUUAAGGAUGAGGUUCCGGCUACGAUGAUGGAUGCCCAUUUGAAAAACGUCGAGAAGACCAGUUUUGGGGGUAAAUUUGAUCCUUAUGCUGGGCUAGCAGCAAGUGGAAUAGCCGGUACUGAACCGGACAAAGAUAAAGAAGAGGAGGAAAGCAAAACCAGUGGAACCCCGGGUGGUACUGCUCCCGCCACCCCUGGGUCUGCAGACGUCGAGAUGAAAGAUCUUUCGAAAAAGGAUGAAGAGAAAGAUAAAGAAACCGAUAAAUCGGUCGCUAAAUCACCAUCUUCUGAAGACGGUACUAAAUCAUCUGAUUCUAACGCUGCGGCAGGAAAUGAACCAGCAAAAACAGCGGAAGGAACCGACGGCGAUAAAAGCAAGGACAAAGAUUCCGAAGUGGCUAAGGAAAACGGUGAUCCGAAAGUUUUCAACGAAGGAAACCUGCAGGCGGCAGCAGCUGCUGCUCUGGCGGCCGCUGCCGUCAAGGCUAAACAUCUCGCUGCUGUUGAAGAACGAAAAAUCAAGAGUUUGGUGGCUUUGCUUGUUGAAACACAAAUGAAGAAACUGGAGAUUAAGCUGCGUCAUUUUGAAGAGCUUGAAACAACAAUGGAGCGAGAACGGGAGGGAUUGGAAUAUCAAAGGCAACAGCUAAUCCAGGAACGUCAGCAGUUUCAUUUGGAACAACUGAAAGCUGCCGAGUUCCGUGCCCGUCAACAGGCGCACCAGCGAUUCCAGUUGGAGCAAGGUCAGUGGCAGCAACCGCCCGUAAGCGGAGCACCGGGAGUGCCACCACCAGGUGUUAUACCACCAGCACAGCAGCAACCACAGGGACUUCCACAAGGACCGCCAGGGCCAAGCCAGGGAUCGGUGCCUACCACUGGAUCUAACCCUCAACAGCCGCCCUCAAUGCCAUCUUCCGGUGGACAUCUUGGGGGACCUGUACCGAACCAGAACAACCCUCCCAGCAGCAACGGACUUAUCUCAGCUCCCCCUACUUCGAUGUCUACCGAAGGUUCUACUCCAAAUAACACAAUGCCCCCGGCAGGGCCUGGUCAGCUAGUUUCUUCGCAGCAUCCCCAGGGUACGACGGUACCUCCGCAUCAGCAGCUGCCUCCACAUCCGGGACAUCCCGUAGGCGGCCCUAUGCCAGGAGGAGCGCCAGUUCCACAUCAUCAGCCGCCGAUUCCACAUCAUCCACCGCCGCCACCACAGCAACAACCGCCACAACAGGCUCCUUUACCACCCACGCAGGGACCUCCACCACCACCAAUCGGGCCAGGAAACGCUCCACCACAGGGUCCCCCAGGGCAAACUCCGCCAUCCGUUGGCAGCGGCCACAUUCCCCCUACGUAAGCCACUAACAACAUUACCCUAUUCGUAUUACAUAGACGUAGAAUGGAUGACAUCGAUUUGACUUGCACUAACCAGCCUCGUGUUAAAUAUUUUACCUAAUCUACGUACUGUCGUAGGGACGUUUCUCAUCGGUAGAUUCCGUAAUGCAGCUGGAAAUGGCGGCAGUAGAAUUCAAUCGCAAAGAAAAAAAACAAAAUAAAAUAAUUUUAAGACACUUGAUUUCCGGAACCGCAAUUGUGGAAAACAUUACGCGAAUGAUCUGUUUGACUCACUAGAUGUGUUUAGUUUUUUUUAAUUCGUACCACAUAUGCUUAAUAUAAUUUUAUUUUAGGGAGUA
Molecule: messenger RNA, 4021 nt
Organism: Wyeomyia smithii (pitcher-plant mosquito)
Lineage: Eukaryota; Metazoa; Arthropoda; Insecta; Diptera; Culicidae
Gene: mor
Product: SWI/SNF complex subunit SMARCC1
Exons: 8
Coding region: 88-3684 (1198 amino acids)
Biological process (GO): positive regulation of DNA-templated transcription
Cellular component (GO): SWI/SNF complex
Molecular function (GO): DNA binding; histone binding
Source: RefSeq, a predicted model, not a curated record